AACCUUUUAUAAAACUGAGAGAUCGUCCAAGACGUGGCUUAAUACAACGUUAGGCACCAACAUGCUGGCCAUGGCAAGAGCACAACUGUUGAUAUGCUGUCUUUGGCUAGUACUUGGCUCCAAGUAUGUCCAUAUGUUACCAUGCAAGGAGCAUGGUUCACAUCAUAAACAAGAUGUCGAUAACCAAGAAGAUGGUCAACGUCGCCAUAGCAAGACACAAGAAUUGUCGAUAAAGCUUAAGGUUUACCAACCAGGAAAUGAACAUGAGAAUCCCUGUCAUACGAAUGAAGAGAGCGAUUGCGAACAAUCCGAAAAUGGAGAGAAUCAGCAAGAUAAUAAGCAGGAUAAUAGGAAUGAGAAUCAGCAAGAGAAUCAGCUAGAGAAUCUGACACAAAAUCAGAAUCCAGAGCAACUAAAUGAUUUCCUAUGGAUCUUCACUUAUAAAAGCCAUUGGGAACUUCCUCUGCCAACGUAUACAAAUUCUCAAGUAUCCAGCCUAAGAAUCGAACCUAGGGACAUCUGAUAAUUCCGCAGAGAGUCAACCUAAAGCCGUGACAAUUCCACCAGCUUAUGGCGGUUGCUUAGCUUUCUGUCCUUAAGAAACGUUGUCAAUUCAAGAAAGCACAACUUGAUAUAAAUCAAUAAAAUAUCUAUCCCCGUGUGUA
Messenger RNA from Drosophila novamexicana, 665 nucleotides. RefSeq lists its product as uncharacterized. NCBI's taxonomy places the organism in Eukaryota, Metazoa, Arthropoda, Insecta, Diptera, Drosophilidae. The record is from RefSeq and is a predicted model, not a curated record. The transcript is spliced from 2 exons. The coding region runs from base 62 to 523 and encodes 153 amino acids.